AUGCUUAUUGACGGCACAGAGGAUCGUAAACGAUUUGUGUUUAACGAAUGGGUUAGAGAUCCUAAAGGCCCCUAUCUCACAAAACCACCUCCACACGGCAAGCGAACGACAAAUGGAAUGAUAUGGGGCAACUCUUCAAAUGAUUUCUUCUGGAUCAGACGCCUACCUGGAGUGGACGUUAUGACCAUCUGGUCUCGCAGUAUGAUACGGCAGUUCGGUGAAAAUGUCUUGCAUGAAGAAGACGAUUUUGAGCCCGAUCCUCGUCAAUUACACCCAUAUCCAAGAUUAGGGCUCUUAGUAGACGAAUCGCAUGCUAUCUACGUCGGCAUGGUAGAUAUCGCGAAAUAUAUUGAGCGUAACGUCACCAACGAAAACAACAAGAUCGGACUAGAAAGCGAAAGCUCUGAUGUGAAGGGGGAGAAUAGUGCGCAGGGAGAUAACGGAGAUAUCAGCGCGUCAACCGCCAUGAAAGUCGAUGAUGAAGGAGACCAGACAUUGAAUGAUUCCAACGCGAAGAGCGAAGACGGUAUCAUUGAGACACAAGACGGGACAACAGUCGUUAUAUUUGCGUCACCCCAGAACGCCGAAGCACCCAUCGACAUAACGCUAACAGAGAGCACCGUGCCUCAUGAGCGCGAUCAAAGAGAGCUUCCUGAGGAACGGAUCCAAAACACUGUUGAUGUUUUGCAAGAUGCAUCGAUGGAUGUCGAGGAUUCUGAUACGAAUGAAAAUGAAAGGGUGGACGACAUACAAGCAAAGAUCCAUGCUGGCACUUAUGCUUCAGAAAAUGCACCGGGGAUUGUGGAGAGUUGCAAGGUAGAGAAGGAUGAAAGGGACAACAUCGGUAUAUGCGCAAGGUACCGCCCUAGCUCGUUGCCAAAGCUCGAAGAAAAAAUACCUAGUGAAUUCUUCCCGGACGUCCUCCUCGUUAAUGAUCCAGACGGGGUCACGUAUGGACGUGAAAGUCAACAUUGGAAGACCCAAAGAGAUGGUUUAUGUGAGAAACCGAAGUCUAAACCAAUUAGGUAUCAACGUCGUUAUCCCCGUCCCGAUAUGACUUCGACGGAGGACUCGGUAAAGUCGACCCCUCUCGUGGCCAAUCUCGACUUAUCAUCCGCGCCUCUCCUGGGGGUUGGGAAUCACUCUCGCGUACAUCGUGGAGCUCUACGGCCGCCACAUCCCCUAGUUGCCAAUACACCCACGGGUGAGCUAGCUGUAGCAGCGAAGGUAUCUUUCCCAUACAACUCUGCCCUCGAACUACUUCAGAACGAGGCGAGGAUUUACAACGCGUUCCCUGAGCAUUUGAUGGAGCACUGGUCAGGACUAAAUCUAGUCACUCCCCUCCAGAACCCCGUUCCAGUCGGUGCAGUCGUGCCAAGAUUCUACGGAUAUUACUAUCCUGUUGAUGAGAAUAAUAUCGAAGGUGAAGAUAGAGGAGCAGCCGACAGAAUGAAGUGUGCAUCGCGAAGGUGGGGGCGUAGCCCCAUCUUAUUACUGGAAGAAUGCGGUACGCCGAUUGAACCGCACGCAUUUGGACCGGAUGAUAGGUCUGAAUGUUUCUCCUUGUGCCUUCGUCUCCACUAUGCAGACUUCAUCCAGCGUUCUUUCUAUACGCGCAAUAUUUUAAAGCAACCUGGCCCACUAACAGAACCGCAGCAUUUACGCUCCUGGAGUACACCUGCGUUCCGUGUCAUCGAUUUUGGUCGGGGCGAGAGCUGGAAUUUAUAUCAGAAAGGAAAAACUCUGUCCGAAGCUUCAAACGAAUGGUGGGCAAUGAGAGAACACGAAAAGCGAAAAGCUGAACGUGAACUGGAGAUGACGCCUUUCGCAUACCAAUGA
Molecule: messenger RNA, 1839 nt
Organism: Serpula lacrymans var. lacrymans S7.9
Lineage: Eukaryota; Fungi; Basidiomycota; Agaricomycetes; Boletales; Serpulaceae
Exons: 4
Coding region: 1-1839 (612 amino acids)
Source: RefSeq, a predicted model, not a curated record